AUGGACGCGGUGAAGCGAGCCGAAGCUCUGGAGCGUGCGCAGGCGAGCGAGAAGCGGUUCGCAAACUUCAUCAARCACUCCAACGUUGCAUUCUACAACUUCGGCAUGGAUCGCAAGAUGCACUACUGCAAUCGAGAGUGGUUCGACCUAAGUGGCCACCCUGUGGUGGACUUUGACGAGAUAGAUUGGAGCUCGUUCAUGAGCCAAGAAAAUCUUGCAAUCGUGAGCCACCAUUGGGAAACGAUGAUACAAACAAAGCAACCCACCAAGUUUCAAUUCGAGCUGAACCGGAUCUGGGACGACGGGCAUGGCCAUAAGAUGCGUGCUUCUGUCCUCUCUUGUUCUUAUCCUGAGUUAGAAAAGCUGCAGAAGCAGAGGACGGACGAAGCGAUCGAGGCCAAGAGACAGCAUGAAGCCUUCAUAGACAUCACUUGCCAUGAAAUACGGAACCCGCUAGGAGCCGUCGUCCACUGCGCCGAUCUUGUGAGCUCAAAUUUGUCAGACAUGAAGGCUGUCGUGGCCGCGUCGACAUGCUCACCGGACUUGGGCGCUUUCGAAGAGCAUUGCGAGGCUGCUCUCGAGAGUGUGAGCACAAUCAUAUCGUGCUGCGCUCAUCAGCGUCGAAUCGUGGACGACAUACUCAACUUAUCGAAGCUUGAUUCGAAACUCCUGACAAUCGCACCCUCACUGACCGACCUGAACAACAUGCUUUCAGAGCUUGAGAAAAUGUUCGAGGCAGACGCACAAAAGUUUGACAUUACACUUCGACUAAACAAUGAUCUCGGCGUCGUGCAAUGGGCGAUGCUUGACACUGGACGUUUGAUGCAAGUGCUGAUCAAUCUCGUCACCAACUCUGUGAAAUUCACGCAGAAAGAGUCGGAACGCGUCAUCACAAUCAACAUCGGAGUAUCCCGACAACGUCCAUCUGAGCAGGACUUGAAUGUCGAAUUCGUUCCCGCUGGGAUUGCAAGGGAGCGGUCUCAUGCCGUCUCAGGCAGCGGCGAGGAGAUCUUCCUGCACUUUACCAUCAGUGAUACAGGCUGCGGGUUCGAUCAGGAGCAGAAGAUUCGCAUAUUUGAUCGAUUUUCGCAAGCUUCGCCACGCACACACUCAAAGUAUGGCGGCUCAGGACUUGGACUUUUCAUCAGUCGCGAAAUGAUCGAACUUCAAGGCGGAGAGAUUGGUGUAAGCUCUCAGUCUGGACAUGGCGCCACUUUUGCCUUCUACAUCGCUGCUCGCACCGCACAUCCAUCGCAGGUUGAGGAACGAAGGGCCUCUAGUGCAGUCUCGUCAAGGGGCCGAACGUUGGAGAUGGGUGGACCCAAGUUCUGCAUUCUAGUUGUGGAGGAMAAUCUGGUCAACCAGAAGGUCCUGAGAAUGCAACUCCAGAAACUGGGCCACCAGGUGCAUGUUGUAUCCAACGGGUUGGAAGCCCUGGAUUUCCUGCAGACCACAUCCGGUUGGAGAGACAAUUCUGACAGCCAGAUCCAUCUUUCGAUUGUACUAAUGGACAUUGAAAUGCCUGUAAUGAACGGCCUAGUCUGCACACAAAAGAUUCGCGAGGCAGAAGCCGAAGGCCUCCUGGAGCGUCGCCUACCAAUCAUCGCAGUCUCUGCCAAUGCUCGCGACGGGCAAGUCCGGCAUGCGAUUGAGUGUGGAGUAGAUGAUGCGAUUAGCAAACCGUUCCGAGUCGCGGAUUUGAUGCCAAAGGUCGAGCGCUUGGUUAUGGUGUGA
Molecule: messenger RNA, 1734 nt
Organism: Ramularia collo-cygni
Lineage: Eukaryota; Fungi; Ascomycota; Dothideomycetes; Mycosphaerellales; Mycosphaerellaceae
Product: related to sensory transduction histidine kinase
Exons: 5
Coding region: 1-1734 (577 amino acids)
Biological process (GO): phosphorylation; phosphorelay signal transduction system
Molecular function (GO): phosphorelay sensor kinase activity
Source: RefSeq, a predicted model, not a curated record